GAACACAUUUUCAAACGAUAUAAAGCACUGGGUACAAAAAAAUAGUGUUUAAUAUAAUAUUUUAAAGAAAAACUAAAAAGGUUGCAUCAUUUACUAUUACAAUGUGGCUUAAGAUUUUCAGAUUUUUUUGUGUACUACUGUUGAUUAUUCUACCAAAAGUUUUAUCAAGUAGUUCUCAAAACGAAAAUGAAGAGAACUCAAAUAAUGAGAGUAUUAAUUGUUUAGAUAUCAUUAAUAAAAUUAAUAUAUUCGCAUCUAAGGAGCCUGCAUCAAAAGUCGUAUACAUACAAAACUGCACAAAAAUGAUUGAUAAUACCUGUUGUUUUGAAACAAAACAACUUAAAUUCCAUCAUUAUUUUCAUCCUUUUGAUAAUUCAUCUUUUAUAAACAAAGCUAAUGAAUUAAAACUUACCUUCAAAAAACCUAAGGCACCAGUGAACUUAAAACCAAAAAUUUUGAAAAAAGCAGUUCAGACAGAACACAAUCUGCUAAACAAUGAUACAAAUAGUAUGUUUGUACUUCUUUCUGUAUUACUUACAAAUUCCGAAAAAAACUAUAUUGCAAUACGAAAUUAUAUUUAUGAAGAAAUUGCGAGAAAUGAAAAAAUUAAAAAUGUGUUAAAAGCAAUAACCCCAGAAAAUUACCUGAAAGUUAGAGAUACACGAGAUAAGGGUAUUUUUGGUACUCAAUUAGAAUUACUUGCCGCCUCACAUGUAUUUGACGUUUGCAUUUAUCUUUACAUGCAUGGUGAAAUUAAUCAUUACUGGGUACUUUUUGAUAAGGAAUUGCCAAAUAUUGAUAACAUGGAAAAUAAAAAAUGCUUAUACAUAGCACAGACUUUUACAAAAUAUUAUUAUUAUCAUAUAAAAGAUGUUCUUUCAUAAUAUUUCAACAAUAAAAGUUUUCUUACAUAAAAUUUAUAUAACUUCAUAAUUAAUAGUAUGUAAUAUUAAACGUUUUAUGGAUUUGUAUUAUUGUGAUGAAAUAUUUUUAAAAUUACUGUUUUAUUUUUUAUUAUGUGGAGUGUUCAAUAAAUAAAGAAACAUGUCAAUUGUUACAAACAAUGAGCACAAUAGACACCAUUUUCCUUAUUUACUGAACACCCUAAAUAUAAAUUAAUCUAUAACAACUAAGUGUUUAACGUUGAAUCUAAAUACACCAUUUUAUUCGCCACCAAAAAAUCCAUAAGGCUGAAAAUCAUCACUAAAAGUUACGAUAAACUGUAUUGAAAAUAAACUUAUAAAAUAAAAUAGCAAUUUUUACGAAA
Daktulosphaira vitifoliae (grape phylloxera) is the source of this 1267-nucleotide messenger RNA. RefSeq lists its product as uncharacterized. The coding region runs from base 102 to 884 and encodes 260 amino acids. Lineage: Eukaryota; Metazoa; Arthropoda; Insecta; Hemiptera; Phylloxeridae. The transcript has 5 exons. The record is from RefSeq and is a predicted model, not a curated record.